AUGCUUAGUGCUGUUCCACAGGGAGACGCUCAGGGACUUCAGGGUACCUCUGUAAGGUCCCACACUCAGCGUAGCCUAGGGUUUGAAGGUACUGAAUUUGAAGGGCAACACACCAUGAUGAGGAGAGUGACUUUGAGAACAGAGCCUCCUCGGAGAUGCCCAAACAACAAUACGGUGACGAUUGUGAAGAAUGUUCAAAAUGGAGAGUGCCAAAGGAAUCACGCAAUUAAGAUGGGAGGAUUUGCUCAGGAUGGUUGCAUGGAGUUCCUCCCAGGUGGAGCAGAAGGAACUGCCAAAGCUCUGAUUUGUGGUGCAUGUGGUUGCCACAAGAACUACCAUAGGAGGGAGAUCCAUAUACAUGUUACUUGUCAAUGUGCUUCUCAUCCUAAUAAUGGACAAGCCUGA
Sphenostylis stenocarpa is the source of this 405-nucleotide messenger RNA. NCBI's taxonomy places the organism in Eukaryota, Viridiplantae, Streptophyta, Magnoliopsida, Fabales, Fabaceae. The record is from the annotation of a GenBank genome assembly.